This is a messenger RNA of Cyanistes caeruleus (blue tit), 1406 nucleotides long. Lineage: Eukaryota; Metazoa; Chordata; Aves; Passeriformes; Paridae. The record is from RefSeq and is a predicted model, not a curated record.
AGGCCUCGGGCCCUGACCUCUUCCCCUCUCGCUCCUUCCAGUUAUUCCCAUGCCCUGGAUGGCAUGUACCGAGUCCUCCGGGAAGAGGGCCUGAAGAAACUCUUUUCAGGAGCAUCAGUGGCAUCGCCCCGCGGGGCCCUUGUUACUGUUGGGCAGCUUUCCUGUUAUGACCAGGCCAAGCAGCUGGUUCUUGCAACUGGAUUGCUGUCAGACAAUGUCUUCACUCAUUUCCUGUCCAGCUUCAUCGCUGGUAUAUGUGCCACAUUCCUGUGCCAGCCCCUGGAUGUGCUCAAGACCCGCCUCAUGAACUCCCACGGAGAGUACCAGGGUGUCGUUCACUGUGCCAUGGAGACUGCCAAGCUCGGACCGCUUGCCUUCUACAAGGGUUUUGUUCCUGCUGCUGUCCGGCUCAUUCCUCAGACUGUUCUCACCUUUCUCUUCCUGGAGCAGCUGCGCAAAUAUUUUGGGAUCAAAGUGACCACCUGAGUCUGAGGGACCGGACCCUGCCUUGCCCCAGGGGGGUGAGCGUGUGGGUCACCCCCAAGAUCCCAAAACCUCUCUCUGCUCUCUGGGGCCAGUGCCAUUCCCCCUUCUCUCAACUCUAUUCCUGUGCCUUGCCAGCACCUGUGGCCAACAACCCCCUCAAAAACUCACCUCUUCUCUCACUCCCAUUCUCAGCAUUUCCACCUCUGCAUUACUGCUUCUGGAGGUUUUUGUGGGAGGAAGGUUCUGUCUUCCCAUUUCUCUACUGGCUCUGAGUUCUGUCCUUGCCCCCCCUCAGUCUUGCCCCUGAUGUGCCCUAGAAGCAGGACUGUGCUGUCUCAGGGAGUAGGGAGACCUGUACCUUGUCACAGAGCCCAUGGAGCUGGGGGUGCUGCUGACCCCACAGCUGUGGGGCUGGGGCUUGGGGCAGUGUGUGUGAGGCCUUGUCUUCCCUCUGCCUUCAGCCCCCAUCUUCCUCCCUGACCCCAGUGCAGCUUGAACCUCCUGCCCUGCUCCUGGCCUCCCAUCCUCUGCCUCUGCUUGGCCAAAACUCCUCAGUGCCGCUGGCUGCUGGGCUCUUCAGGGAUUGUGCCUCAUAGCAAUGAUGGUGGGGAACAUGGCCUUGCUCUGGCAGAGCCUGGUAAUGCCUGCCUGGGGACCCAGUACUCACCACAGUGCACCUACCCCACACUGGAUCCGCCCUCUGUGGGGGCAUCCCCCACCACCACUCUGCAGCCUCACUCACCUUGGGGCUGGGCAGACCCCUGCCCCUCACAGCCCCUCACCCCACACUGCCCAGUGGAUGGGGGCUGUGAACACCAACCCCUCCGCUGUGUGCACCCCUGUGUGUGCUGGCUCCAAGAAAUCAAAGAACUGGAAUAUCUGAGACCUUGAUGUAUAAUAAAGUGUGAAGGUGGCACAGG